AUGGCGCAGGCACGGACAGACAUAUCAUCUGCGGGCUGUGGUCGCGUGCAUCCUCCCAGCGAGGACCUCCUCGAGAGAGACGACGGCCAGGCCCGCCACCUCUGGGAGUGCGACACCCGCAGCAGCCAGGGCGGCCUGAAUUGCGAGCGGCCGGUCUGGGUCCGUGCAGAUAGCACGUCCGUGGGCACCCCGCAGACCUGGCUCAGCGACCGUUGGUGGGAUCUGGCGUCUCCAGAGGCAGGUGCCCCGAAGGCGAGCGUGCCUCCCGAGGCCCUGGCGAUACUGGCCAGGACCAGCGCUGCGCCAGGCUGGGUGCAGCCGAGCUGCAGGCAGGGUGGUCCCCAGCCCUGGCGGCGGCGAAUGUACCGGAGCCCCUGCGAGGCAGCGGCGCCUCCCCGCGUGCGCACGGCCGCGGCGGCCGCUGGGUCUGGGCAGGUGAUCCUCUGUGGCCCUCUGCAGCGGCGUGUACUGGGCUUCUGCUGGUGCUGGCGGUGGUGCGUGCUGGAGCCAGCCGCCCUGCACGUCUACGGGAGCGAGGCCCACGGGAGGGAGGCGCCGAGCCAACCGCUCGAGAGCAUCGAGGUCGGCCGCGUGUUCGCGUCGCCGGAGGGGGGCGCAGGCUUCCAGCACACCUUUCGGUGCGCGGACCGCACCACGCUGCGCUCGCUGGCAGCUUUCCGAGCCGGGGCGGGCGACCUCUGGGAAGAGAUCGCCGCGGCCCGCCUCUGGGUGGACCUGCUCAACACGGCCGCCCGGGUGGCGUGCAACCCCCAGGCGGAGCCGAGCACGACGAAGAUCUCGGGGAUCCUCUGGCACGAGGCCAUCCUCGGGGCCUGA
This is a messenger RNA of Prorocentrum cordatum, 837 nucleotides long. Lineage: Eukaryota; Dinophyceae; Prorocentrales; Prorocentraceae. The record is from the annotation of a GenBank genome assembly.